Messenger RNA from Zymoseptoria tritici IPO323, 702 nucleotides. RefSeq lists its product as uncharacterized. The record is from RefSeq and is a predicted model, not a curated record. NCBI's taxonomy places the organism in Eukaryota, Fungi, Ascomycota, Dothideomycetes, Mycosphaerellales, Mycosphaerellaceae. Bases 165 to 320 code for a protein of 51 amino acids. The transcript has a single exon.
CUUUCGGUAACGAGCGUUCCCGAAAAGCAUUGCUAGCCUCAUGCGACAAAACGCCUUCUCGCUCCCGCAUCAGAUUUCGACAUGGAGCCGAGCUUCCCACACUCUUGGCUUGUUCGUCUUUGCGGCUCGAUGCUCCCCUUAGCAAGGAGCAUCCCCAGUCGAAUAUGGAUCUUGGCAAUCUUGUGUCGCCCGCGUCGCAUGGUAUCCCGGAUAUUCCAGCCGUAGUGACUACCGCCGCCGUCGGCGACACCUCCUCAUUCCUCCAGGCUGGAUCCUACCAAGUACCGAAGCUGUACACGAUAACUAUGCCAAAUUCCUGACCUCGCCGUUCGUCAUAUACAACAUAAAACAACACGAGGGACAUUGGACAUCGGAUAGAGGCGUCAGAUGAGAGGGACGAUUUCAAGACUCCAUUCUGCGAGCAAAAACUGUCCUUGCCAACAGGGAUACUGACACGAGUGAGAGGGAAGUGUUGAGGAUUUGUGAUAUCGGUGACAAAAACCCACCCUCUUUGAAUUUUCUUCCUCUACAAGUGCGAGUUGCUGGCGGCAUCGACACAGCAGAGCAAAUUCUCCCUGUCUUUCACAUUGCUGAUACAGAACGCUCCCGAGGAUCAGAAGGGUACGAUUUCCUUGUCUUCAAGCAUCCCUUGGCCGUACUGCUCAGCUCCUUCUGCAGUAGCGGCAAUCGCCUCCUUGCUGG